AUGGCAAGGCUCACUGACGAUGUCGGCGAAACGUCUGUGAAUGUACCGCAUCCACGGUCCUACUCUGGAUAUGAUGAUGCAUACUAUGGACUCCGGACUAGGGGCGUUCCUCUAGAUCUUCCUGCCAAUAUGACCAAGUUGCGAAAACAAGGUCAAACAACUUCUAUAAACCGAAAUAUUCGGCCUUCCGAGAAAAAUCGUUCCAUGUUCGCCCGAUAUUAG
This is a messenger RNA of Protopolystoma xenopodis, 222 nucleotides long. The record is from the annotation of a GenBank genome assembly. Lineage: Eukaryota; Metazoa; Platyhelminthes; Monogenea; Polystomatidea; Polystomatidae.